AUGAGUGCAACGUCAACGAGGAAAGGAAAUAUGGACACAUCAAACGAGGAUUCAAUGCAACCGAGUGUGGAAAAUGGAAAAGUUAUUGACGAUAAACCAAAUGAUCAAAAUCAGCAGCCAGCAAACGAGACACAAGAUGCUAAAGCGGAAGCUGUUCAGGAUACUACAAACCCAGCUUCUGCAGUGAAGCCGGAUGUUACGAUACCAACUGCAGAAGAGCGUGGAGAUGAUAAUGAUGUUAGUGAAGUUCAGGCUGAACAAGAAAAAGUAGAAAUACAUCAUUAUGAUUCCGUUUCAAAUAUAAAAUCAAACCCGGAUCAUUUCAAAUACUCUGAACAAUCCAAGGAACAAUCGCAUCGUGAUGAAUCCAGAAGUACCAAGUCCCGACAAAAGAAGCCGAAGAAGACAAUAUUCAUGUCUUAUUCGCCGGAUGCUAGCUAUAUCGAAAGGAAGUUUGUCUCAGAAAUCGUUCGACAACUGAAAGAGAAUAAUUUGGCUGAUGAUAUUUGGUUUGAUAAAGAUGAACAGAAUACCGAUAGCCCAUCAUGGUUUUCACUCAGAAUGGAGGCCAUUGAGAAAUGUCGGGCUGUAAUAUUAGUGUUGUCGGAAAGUUAUUUUACAUGCCCGGUGUCGGUGUAUGAAGGCAAAACGUUGCUAGAAAGACUGAAACAAGAACCGAACUGUGUUAAUCUGUUUCCAAUAAUGUUUACACCAAUAGAAAAUAAGGAUAUUCUGAAACAAUUUGCUCCUUUGAUGAAAAGACCGGUAGAUUUGACGAAGAAUCAUAUCAAAAAGAGUGUAGCAGAGAAAACGUCUAUAGUGAUUGGUGAAAUUAUGGAAGAAUUAGAAAAAUUCGGUUCGCUUAAUUCGAGCUCUAAUCCAAACUUUCGAGUAGACACAGAAUUUACUGGAGAAUAUCUCAAUAAAAAGAUCUGUCAAUGGACUGUGAGUGACUUACAGGAGUGGUUAUUUAAUCUGGGAAUCAAAGAGUUUUAUUUACAAAGUUUAGCAGAAAAUAUGAUCGAUGGAUUCUUACUAAUGUCUUUGACUGAUUAUGACAUGGUCAAAUAUCUAGGUAUUGACAGUCGAAUCGUUCGGAAGAAAAUCAUGCAACAGAUAUUGUCAACGUUAGACAAAGAACACAAACAGCCUGAUAACUGGCACCUGAGGGCCCGGGCACAGAGAACUAAGCCGGAUGUGGUGUAUCUUAUUUACGAUCCCGCUGAUGUACGAUUGAUACAGAAUAUCAAAACAGAUUUAAGAAGAAAAGGUUUACAGGUCAUCCAUCAUGACAGUCACAAACUUGGGAAAUCAAAGGAGGAGUUUUUAAGAAUAAAUGGACCCCAACUAGCUACUUCUUCUCAUGUAAUUGUUAUUUUAACAGAAGCAGCUACGAACUCACCCUUUGUGUACCAAGAAGUCUUAUUCGCCGAUUGGUUGGGUAAAAAACUAGUCACAGCUAUGUUUAAUAAUACUUGGAGUAACAUGCGAGCCAGUGCUAUGGCUGUAUUAGGAGACUGUCCAGCUAUUAAUUUUGAAACCAAACCUUACACCGAAAGUCUAGAUGUUUUAGAACAUCAUAUUAAACCAUUGAGGCGAGUACCAGGUGUGGUGUUAGAACAAUCAUACCUCAACAAAAUGGCAGAGGGAUUAAAACCACUAGAACAUCUUAGCAGUUCUGGAAACGGAAUUAAAGCAAUUUACAAUACACCAUCUGUAAUCCAGCCAAAAGUUUACAUAAGCUUUCAUUGGGAUAUGCAUGCGAGAGUCGAAGAGAUGAAACAAGUGUUAGAAAGAAGCGGAUUCACUUGUUGGACAGAUAUGAACCUUCCUCGAGGACACAGUAGAGGAAGUAGUCGCACCAGUAAAUCUAUUAGUCAUACUGAUAUAAGUAGUGCCAAUCUACAAGGACAAAUACAUCGCAAUAUGAAAGAAUCAUCCAUAGUGUUAUCUUGUAUAACACCUAAAUAUUUACAAAGUGAAAAUUGUAGUAAGGACUUAACACUAGCUGAGACAUUUAAUAAACCUAUAAUUCCUUUAUUAUUACGAUAUACACCUCUCGACACGGCACCAUUACAAGUCCGAAGAACAUUAUUAAGGCAUACGUGUGUUGAUCUUAGUAAUGAUAGACUAUAUAAACAGAAUAUCAAUAUUGUCUUGGACAAAAUGAAGAAAUUAAUCAGUCCCAGAUGAAUUGGGCUCCGAAAAAAAGUUUCAGAAUUUCACAUAAUGAAAAUAUGAUUGCCGUCAAUGAUGUUAUAGUGUGGAAACUGUGAUAUUAAAGCUUAAGAAAUC
This is a messenger RNA of Lottia gigantea (owl limpet), 2295 nucleotides long. RefSeq lists its product as hypothetical. Gene Ontology annotation, biological process: signal transduction. Bases 1 to 2193 code for a protein of 730 amino acids. Gene Ontology annotation, molecular function: protein binding. The record is from RefSeq and is a predicted model, not a curated record. NCBI's taxonomy places the organism in Eukaryota, Metazoa, Mollusca, Gastropoda, Lottiidae. The transcript is spliced from 4 exons.